UUCUUUUUUUUUUCCUUCUUCUUUUUCCCUACUCAUCUUUUGUGCCCAAACCCCAAAGCCCCACAUCUGGCAACCCUGUUUCAUCCACCGCCUUUACCUUAAACGGUUCAGUGGCGUACGUAUUUCCCUGCGUUUGUAUUUAUGGAACUGCACCCACUGGAGUAAUUGAAGGGAGACGCAGGCACCUCAACUCUUGCACGAUUACAAAAUAACAAAUUUAAUUAAGAUGGUGGGCAACAGAGGAAGAGAUCUCCUCCUUCUUCUCCUCCUCCUCCUCCUCCUCACGGCUCUCUUAUCACUUUCCUCCUCCGCCAGUAUCCACGCUGCGAAGAUCAGUAUUUCUGCAGAUAUGCAAGACGAUUCGGGAAGAAACGUAGCACAUGCCGAGAGAAGAACCUUAAUAUUUGGAGGCCGCACCGGCGGAGGCGGAGGCGGAGGCGGAGGCGGUGGCAGCGCACGUGGCGGGGGCAGUGGAGGUGGCAGCAGCAGUGGCGGUAGCAGUGGCAGAUCAUUCGGUGGUGGUUUUGGUAGUGGAAGCAGCUCAAGAGGAUCACCUCGUGGCAGCGGCGGUGGCGGCGGGGGAAGAACACGCGGCGGCAUCAUACCGGUGGUGACAGGAGCGACCGACGACUCCCACGGGCAUCGAGAGCACAAUGCAGCAGCUACUGCUGGUUCUCGCGGCUGCUUUGUUGUGGCUUUUUUCUGCUGCUUUCUUGCUGCUGCUGCUGCUGCUGUUCUGAGGUUUCUGUAGGAUUUAGCCUGUCAUUACUUGGAUAUACUAGUGUUUCUUUUUUUCUUUUUUUGGUUUUGUAAAUAAGUGGAUAUAUGAUCAGUUUUGAUAGGUUAGAGAUGUAUACCAUUGUUUCCUUUGUUGGGAAACUUGAUGGUUUUGGUUAAUG
This is a messenger RNA of Ananas comosus (pineapple), 899 nucleotides long. Its product is annotated as glycine-rich protein 5-like. Lineage: Eukaryota; Viridiplantae; Streptophyta; Magnoliopsida; Poales; Bromeliaceae. The record is from RefSeq and is a predicted model, not a curated record. The transcript has 2 exons. The coding region runs from base 227 to 751 and encodes 174 amino acids.